Molecule: messenger RNA, 2952 nt
Organism: Durio zibethinus
Lineage: Eukaryota; Viridiplantae; Streptophyta; Magnoliopsida; Malvales; Malvaceae
Biological process (GO): generation of catalytic spliceosome for second transesterification step
Source: RefSeq, a predicted model, not a curated record
UAAAAUAUUUUGAUUAAUUUAAUUUUUAAAUAAUUGGAUUCCAUUUAUUUAUAGGUUUAACUCUCAUUCUCUGUCGCUAGAACUUAAACCCUCUCAGAAUACACCUCUCUCCUUUUCAACACCCCAAUCGGAGAAAAAAAAAAUGGCUCGAAACGAAGAGAAAGCCCAGUCCAUGCUCAAUCGAUUCAUAGCCCUAAAAGCCGAGGAAAAGAAGAAACCCAAAGAACGCCGUCCUUUCCUCGCAUCCGAAUGCCGCGACCUUGCCGAGGCCGACAAAUGGCGUCAACAAAUCAUGCGAGAGAUCGGCCGCAAAGUCGCCGAGAUUCAAAACGAAGGCCUUGGAGAACACCGCCUCCGCGAUCUUAAUGACGAGAUUAACAAGCUCAUCCGCGAGAAGUCACAUUGGGAACGCCGUAUCGUUGAACUUGGCGGCCCGAAUUACGCCAAACACGGCGCUAAAAUGACGGAUUUAGAAGGGAAUAUAGUUGAUGUUCCGAAUCCUAGCGGACGUGGGCCUGGAUAUCGGUAUUUUGGAGCGGCGAAGAAGUUGCCGGGGGUUAGAGAAUUGUUUGAGAAGCCGCCGGAGUUGCGAAAGAGGAGAACUAGAUAUGAUAUUUACAAGAGGAUUGAUGCGAGUUAUUAUGGGUAUAGGGAUGAAGAGGAUGGGGUUUUGGAGAGAGUGGAGGGGCCAGCGGAGGCAAAGAUAAGGGCUGAAGCUGAGGAGGAAUGGAGGAGAGUAGAGGAGAUUAGGAGAGAGGCAAGGAGAGGGGCGAAGGAAGUGGUUAGUGUGGGGGCUGUGGCGAGGGAAGUGUUGUUUGAGGAAGAGGAGGAUGUGGUGGAGGAGGAGAGGAGGGAGAGAGAGGAGAAGGAGAGAAAAGAUAAGGAGAGGGAGUUUGUCGUGCACGUGCCUUUACCUGAUGAGAAGGAGAUUGAGAGGAUGGUUGUGGAGAAGAAGAAGAUGGAGCUUUUGAGUAAGUAUGCGAGUGAAGGGUUGUUGGAGGAGCAGACUGAAGCCAAGGAUAUGCUUAACAUUCAGCACUAGAAUAGCUGAUGGAAAAUGACAUGCCACCUGUGAUCUUUAUCAACAAAGAGAUGCCACCAACCUGUUACUUUAAAGAUCUGUGCUGGUGAUAAACAUAUAGUAGAAAUUUAUGUCUAAAACAUAGAUGCUAUAUUUUAGUAACUUUUGACUUAGCAGUUUUUAUGAAGUAACUUUAGGAUAUCUGAUCAUGCAUAGGGUUCUUUGAGUCAAGACUGUCUGAUCUUAAAUUGAUCAAGGAAACUCCUAGGACAAUAUGCUGUAAUAGUGUAACCAGUUGCUGCAUUUAGUUGUUCUCUAGUUCUCAUUCAUAUAUCCUUUUUAUCCUUUGAGAAAGCAAUUUUUUCUUGAAACAAAAUCUGGAGAGUAACAUAACCAUUUAUAAUCUUCAUUAUCAUUUUCUUCUGCCCAAAUUCUGUUUUUUUUUUUUUUUUUGGGUAUACGACAUGCCAAAAUUAUUCGAAAUCAUUUUCGAAGAGGUAGUAAAUCAAAUGUACUUUCUGCUUUGAAGCAGUCAAAAGUAGACAAAUCAGUGCAUUUAUUCUGCUAAAACAAUAUGUAAGGGCUGUAUUCUAUAUUUCUACCACUAGACCACUAGACCACUGCUGCUUCUUAAACACAUCUGAUAUAUGAUGUUCAGGAAUUUGUUUGCAUGUAUCAAAUUGUGUUUGAAAUUGCAAUUUGGUGUGCGGCCUUUGCCUUUCUAUUGACUGUUUGAAAUUGGUUGAAUCCAAUAUGUGGUCAUUGUAAGCACUGAUUUUUGCAUAUUUUCCUGGUUAGUGUUAUUAUUUCUCAUUUAAGCUUGUGACCUAAAUGGGUGUUAGGGCAGUGCAUAGGUUGUGUGCAUUUGUUUGGGUCGGGUGUGUGUGAAAGGGAAGGAAGUGAGAUGAGAUGUAGGUCUAAUGUCUAUCUCCAAGUCAUUCUUAUUAUUCCAUAACAAGAGGACUCUUCCUUCUGUCCCCAUAAAGUUCCACUAUUCCUUGAUUUGGAAACCUAACUUUGAGCUGAGGAUGAGAGCUAUUAUGAGCAUGUUGAGAGCAGUGUCAUAAAAGUUAUUGUUGCGGAAAAUGUUGCUGUUGAGGUCAACAGUCAUUGAAAGAAGCCAACACAUGCUUUCAGCCAUGUGGUUUGCUGAGAGCUAAAGUUUGUUGAAUGGAACUGGUUUUGCCUCCGAAAUCUUACUUUUAGAGGGGUACACUUAUGUACACAUGCCAACAAAAGUUAGUUAUAUGAGAUGCAAAAUGCUUUACUUCUCGUUUGAAAACUUCCUAAAAAGUGAAGGAGGAAAAUGUGGAACUGGUUUCAAUUCGGCAUUCUUGUUAUCUUGGGGAAACCUGUUCUAGAGGAAUACGCAUAACGCUUCUUUCUAUCAAAACAAAGACAUAUAUAUCUCGUUUAAGUUGCUGAAUUCCAUUCUGCUAGUUUCUAUCUUGCUCGCAAUUAUUUGUCAAUAUCAAUAGCAGAGUAAGUGAAAGGUAUUUGAAAUUCUAAUUAAUUAAUUAAAGAUAGAAUUCAUUGGUUUAUCAUAGUUGUGUUUCUGGCUUUCUGCAGUUAUAGAAGAACGUUACGACAAUGGUUUGCAAAAGUGAAGAUUUUGUUCAUUGCUUCAUGCUUAUGCAUUAGUUUGAUUAAAAGGUUUAAUCUGGAGACAAAAUCUUUGGGUGCUUCACAAAGUCACAAAAACCAAAACAAGACUUCUCCCACUUGGAAUUUGCUUUACCAAAAAUAGAUAUCUUCUGGAAAUAUUGGAUUAGGCACAGCGCUUGUUGAAUGAAAUGAAAUAGACAUUCUCGCCGAAAAUAGAAAGGUAUUAGUUAGUUUCGUUUCUAAAUCGAAACAUAGGAAUAUAGGAAGAAUACUAUAAAAUGUGCAAUUUCAAAGUUAAAAUUUGCAGUUAGUUGAAAUCAGAGAAA